CAGACUUGAACGGUUGAACUACGGUAUGUUAUAACCGGUGUAACAAUAGGGACCCCCUUAUUACAUCGUGCUUUAACCAUCAAGUGCUCAGCAGGUUAAGCCCCUAAUCAAGCUGUGCAUAACAGUUAGCAGGCUAUGGGUAAACAACAAAUGUUGAUAUUAGUGAGAGUGUUUCGAUAGUUAUGCAUUGGUCUGGAUUACGAAGAAUAUUACAACGAUAGUAAAACAUCCAAGAUGACAACCUCAUUACAUGCAACGGUUGAAAAGCUAUAUUAUUUGAGGGACCAUUAUUAUGAUUCAACAUCAUCACAGUCUUCACAAAAUGAGAAAUGGGAACUUGUAAAAAAGGAAAUGAAAAUGGUUGUUGAAAAAAUAAAAUCUCCUGAUCUUAAAAUAACUGCAGACAUGAUGUCUACCGUUCAUCCAUCCAUCCCCCAGUAUUUGUUAGGAAGGGCACACAAUGUUAUGCCGGAAUAUGAUUGUGAAGCUCAAAAUUACCUGAGUUCAGCGGUGAAACUUAAUCCAUCCUAUGUCGAGGCUUGGAACGAGUUGGGUGAAUGUUUUUGGAAAGGAGGUGAUACAUCAUCAGCAAAAAAUUGUUUCACGUGUGCACUAGAAAAGUGUCGCAACAAAGUUUCAUUGAGAAAUUUAUCAAUUGUUCUCAGACAACUCAAAGUUGCAGACACAGAAGAAAGAAAGAAACUAUUGUUUGAAGGCUUAAGUUUGGCUAAAGAGGCUGUACAGCUAGACCCAAGUGAUGGGAAAAGCUGGCUCAUUCUGGGAAAUGCAUAUUUUUCUGUUGCAUUUUACAGCACCCAUAGUGACGGAUAUAUCCAUAAAGCACUAGCUGCUUAUGCACAAUCAGAAAAGUAUGAAAUGAACAAAAGAAACUUCAACACAGCUGAUCUUUGUUUUAACAAAGCCAUGGCCUUGUUUCAUGACGAAAAGUAUCAGGAAGCAUUGGAAAAUCUAGAACGUUCACAAAAAUUCGAACCUGACUGGGAAUUGUCUAGGUUUAAAUAUGAUUCCACAUUGAAAUUCUUAUUGAAUAUGAAGGAAAUGGUGGCAUUAAAAGGAAAAGUAAAGCCAAGAAAAUUAAACAGCUUUCUGAAGAGCAUAAAUUCUAAGGAUUUGGGUCCAUACAAAACGAAUUCCACUUAUAAACGCGUUUCCCUUCAAGAAUUGGCAGUGGGCACCAACAAGAACAAAUACAUCGUGGUCAAAGUUGUUGCGUCAGCAUCGUACGACGGAGGAAGUCCAUUGGCCUGCUGUGUUUGCGACAAGCCGGAUUUCGCCGCCAUUGUCACCAUCUAUAGGUUGUCGCAAGACUAUGGCUUAACAAUCGGUGAUUCUCUUCUGAUUCCAGAUCCUCAGUUGCAAACCAUUCACGUCUCACUUAAGGGUCAAGCUAUCAAUUUUCCAUGUGUUCGAGUUGACUCACCUCAAAACAUUCUAGUGAAUGGGCACAAUUUGCAACCCACACAAAUGGCGUCUAUGUUUAUCAAAUUUUCAUCUGCAUGAAUGCAUGUUUCCCAUCGCCUUUUCUGUAACCUGUGUUCUCUGAAUUAUGAAUGCUUCGCAAUAUAAUUUACAUGUGAUUUCA
Molecule: messenger RNA, 1603 nt
Organism: Daphnia carinata
Lineage: Eukaryota; Metazoa; Arthropoda; Branchiopoda; Diplostraca; Daphniidae
Product: tetratricopeptide repeat protein 5-like
Exons: 10
Coding region: 235-1521 (428 amino acids)
Biological process (GO): regulation of DNA-templated transcription
Cellular component (GO): Cdc73/Paf1 complex
Molecular function (GO): RNA polymerase II complex binding
Source: RefSeq, a predicted model, not a curated record